Pecten maximus is the source of this 778-nucleotide messenger RNA. RefSeq names its product mitochondrial import inner membrane translocase subunit TIM9-like. Lineage: Eukaryota; Metazoa; Mollusca; Bivalvia; Pectinida; Pectinidae. The transcript has 3 exons. The record is from RefSeq and is a predicted model, not a curated record. The coding region runs from base 132 to 470 and encodes 112 amino acids. Gene Ontology annotation, cellular component: mitochondrial intermembrane space chaperone complex.
GGUCAUCACAGUGAUUUGAGGACAAGUGGUUUUGUGUGUAAUUCUGUUAGUAACAUUGAAUUCGGUGACACUGAUGUGCACGUUUAUUGAAGGAGAAGUUCCGACGGAGGGAUGACAGUAUCGAACGAAUCAUGAACCGAAAACAAGAGAUGGAAAAUGCCCAGAAAGAGGCAUUUGACAUGAAUAUGCAAAAUUUACGAGAGUUCCUGACAUUGUAUGCGAGCCUGACUGAGCGAUGUUUCUGCAACUGUGCAGUUUUACAACAUGACAGUAAAUUGUCAGCACAGGAGAAAGCAUGUGUAGAAAACUGCACCGAUAGAUAUAUAUCAUAUAAUCAAAGACUGAUGCCAACAUUCGCAGAGCACUACCAGGCGAAAAUGAAGGAGGCUGAGAAAGCAGCUUUAGAACAAAUGGAAAAAGUGAAACAGGAGGAGGCAGCUAAAUCUAAAGAGCAGACAACUCCAACCUAACUGAAACACUUGAUAGAAAAGUCGAAAAAUUUAGAUCUUAUCACCUUCCUUUUCUAACCACAUUUUAACUUAUUAUCACAUAAGGGGUCAUGAUAUCAUUUUGUUGUAAGUUCAGGAUUGAUGAAAAUGGGACUCGAAUGUAGUAAAAACAAAAUGAAAUAAGUAGAUUUGAGGCUUGCUUGUUUUAUUUCUAGGAUGUAUUGUGAUUGAAUGUUAGAGUGUUUUAUCAAAUUGUAUGUACAUUUGUUUUGUUUACAUAUCAUGUGUACAAUUGUUUUAACAAGCAAUAAAUUCAUGUAAAAAUCAAA